AUGGCUGUUCAUUCAAAAUAUCGUCUUAUAACUUACUCACCAGAGAUUAUAAAUGGAAAACCUAUUUUUGUUUCGUCGAAUUGUCUUCCGGUGAAGGCGUCGAAAUUCGAGCCGGCAGGUCAUGCUUUUCAUUCCGUCGCACUUAAGCUUCGUGGUGUGAAGAAAGAAGAAGAAAACAAAGAGGCUGAUGUUAAGAAGGUUGUUGGUGAUAAGGAUCAGGCGUAUUUGCCGUCGGAUUCUUAUAGUAGUAAGAGUAAGAAGAAAUCUGGUGACGGGGAUAAGAAGCAGCAAGAUCAUUAUGCUUUAUUGGGGUUGAGUCAUCUUAGGUAUCUUGCUAAUGAUGAUCAAAUUAAGAAAAGUUACCGGGAAACUGCGUUGAGGCAUCAUCCGGAUAAACUGGCUUCUACGGUUCUUUCUGAGGAAACUGAAGCGGGGAAGCAGGCGAAGAAGGAGGAAAUUGAAACUUAUUUUAAGGCAAUUCAGGAGGCGUAUGAAGUGUUGGCUGAUCCUGUUAAGAGAAGGAUUUAUGAUUCUACAGAUGAGUUUGAUGAUCAGAUUCCAACUGAUUGUGCUCCACAGGAUUUUUUUAAAGUGUUUGGUCCGGCUUUUAUGAGGAAUGGGCGGUGGUCGGUUAAUCAGCCGAUUCCCACACUUGGUGAUGAUAAGACUUCGAUUAACGAAGUUGAUGGUUUCUACAAUUUUUGGUAUUCGUUUAAAAGUUGGAGGGAGUUUCCUCAGUCUGAUGAGUUUGAUCUCGAGCAAGCUGAUUCUCGAGAUCAUAGAAGGUGGAUGGAAAGGCAGAAUGCAAAACUGUCGGAGAAGGCGAGGAAGGAAGAGUAUGCAAGGAUUCGUACUCUUGUUGAUAAUGCUUAUAAGAGGGACCCUAGAAUAUUGAGAAGGAAGGAAGAGGCAAAAGCUGAGAAGAAAAGGAAAAAGGAGUCUAAGUACUUGGCAAAGAAGUUGGAGGAGGAAGAAGCUGCUAGAAUUGCAGAAGAGGAGAGACAACGAAAGGCUGAGGAAGAUAAAAAAGCUGCUGAAGCUGCUUCGGCACAGAAGAAAGUGAAGGAGAAGGAGAAAAAACUCUUGCGAAAGGAGCGAACACGCCUUAGAAAUCUCUCACGACCUAUUUCGUCGUCAAAACAUGUACUUGAUAUUUCUGAAGAUGAUGUAGAAAAGAUUUGCUUGACAUUUGAUAUUGAACGGUUGAGGGGUUUGUGCGAGAAAAUGGAAGGCAAAGAGGUGUUAGAGCAGGCCGAAGCUCUAAGAGAUGCACUCAGUUGCAAGGAAGAUAGUUGCAAGAAAGAUGUGGUUGAUGACAAAAGUACUCAACAAAAUGGCUCUGUUAAAGCUAAUGGAAACCUUACUUCUCUAGCUGGCUACACCGAGAAAAAGGAGAAACCUUGGACUAAGGAAGAGAUAGAGCUCUUGAGGAAGGGAAUUCAAAAGUUUCCCAAAGGAACUUCAAGGAGGUGGGAGGUUGUUUCAGAAUAUAUCGGCACGGGAAGAUCUGUUGAAGAAAUAAUGAAAGCAACUAAAGGUGUUCUCCUCCAGAAGCCAGAUACAGCCAAAGCCUUUGACACAUUUCUUGAAAAGAGGAAGCCUGCUGCACAAACAAUUGCUUCUCCACUGACAACCAGAGAAGAAGUGGAAGGUGUAUCCGUACCAGCAACAACACCUGAAAAUAGUACUGCCUCAAAAACACCGAUUCCAACACCAACACCGAUUCCAACAGCAACACCAGCGGCAACAACAAAUAACAUCAGCUCGGAAGACUCUCAAGAAGUUUCUGAAUCAGAGGUGUGGUCUGCAGUGCAGGAAAGAGCACUAGUUCAAGCAUUAAAAACUUUUCCAAAGGAAGCUAGUCAGAGAUGGGAGCGAGUAGCUGCUGCUGUACCUGGGAAAACUGUGAUUCAGUGCAAGAAAAAAUUUGCCAUGAUGAAGGAAAAUUUCAGGAACAAGAAAACUGCUGUUUGA
Molecule: messenger RNA, 1974 nt
Organism: Lathyrus sativus (Indian pea)
Lineage: Eukaryota; Viridiplantae; Streptophyta; Magnoliopsida; Fabales; Fabaceae
Source: the annotation of a GenBank genome assembly